AUGUCAAUCGACGAUACCCCUAAACCCCUCCAGAUCGUUAUUAUCGGUGCUGGCAUCGCUGGACUGAACGCAACACAACAGGUCCUUGAAAAAUCCAAGUUCGCCAGAGAAACGGGCGCAGCUAUCCACGUACCCCCAAACUGCACGGCGAUGUUGCAAUGGAUGGAUGUUGAUCCAAAGGACUUUGGAGGGACAUUGAUUGAACAGAUCCAUCGCUAUGAUUCCAACGGCGAACUGAAGUACUGUAAAGAGCUCUCUGGUAUCCGUGACCAGUGGCAGGCUGAGUGGUACCUCGUCCACCGCGUCGACCUCCACAACUACCUCAAAGAACGUCUCGCCCGAACCCAAGGCACCCUCCACCUAGGAUGCAAAAUCACCCAUAUGGAUAUCGAAAGCGAACAACCCACCGUAACCUUAGAUGAUGACCGUGAAUUUACCUGUGAUCUCUUACUCGGCGCAGAUGGUCUACAUUCCAUCCUCCGCACGCACAUCGUCCCCAACUUCCCCUCCCCCUACCCAGAAGGAAAGUCCACAUUCCGAUGGCUCCUCAAAACAGAUGACAUGAAGAACGACGAAGCCACAAAAGACGUAGUCGGCGAUCCAGGCGUAUUCGUCGAAUGGGCAGGCAACGACAGACGUCUCGUUGCGUACCCGUGUUCAAAUAACAAGAUUUACAAUCUAUGUGGGUUUAUGCCGACGGCUGAGUCGGGGAAGUAUGCUGAAGGCUGGCAAGCAGUCGGCGAUAAAUCAGCUUUGGCAAAGGGCUUCUCGGGUUUCGCUCCCUCGGUCCAAAGGUUGAUCGACAUGGCGGGUGAUGAUCUGAAGGUGUGGGAGUUGGCUGAUAUGGAGAGGAUGCCGACUUGGGUUAGGGGGAGGGCUGCGUUGGUGGGUGAUUCGGCGCAUCCGUUUCAGCCUUGUAUGUUUGUUUUCUUUUACCCUUCUCUUAUCUCUAGUUGA
Aspergillus oryzae RIB40 is the source of this 957-nucleotide messenger RNA. RefSeq lists its product as uncharacterized. The transcript is spliced from 6 exons. Gene Ontology annotation, molecular function: monooxygenase activity; FAD binding. NCBI's taxonomy places the organism in Eukaryota, Fungi, Ascomycota, Eurotiomycetes, Eurotiales, Aspergillaceae. Bases 1 to 957 code for a protein of 318 amino acids. The record is from RefSeq and is a predicted model, not a curated record.